Messenger RNA from Manacus vitellinus (golden-collared manakin), 1528 nucleotides. RefSeq names its product gliomedin (gene GLDN). NCBI's taxonomy places the organism in Eukaryota, Metazoa, Chordata, Aves, Passeriformes, Pipridae. The transcript has 10 exons. The record is from RefSeq and is a predicted model, not a curated record. Gene Ontology annotation, biological process: signal transduction. Gene Ontology annotation, cellular component: cell surface. Bases 68 to 1378 code for a protein of 436 amino acids.
CGCCCGCACCAAGCGGAGCCGCCGCGGGGAGCGCGGCCGGGGCACCGUGCGAGCCGAGAGCGACGAGAUGCUGAUGAUGCUGACCUACUCCAUGGUGCCGGUCCGAGUGAUGGUGGAUUUAUGUAACAGCACAAAAGGGAUAUGCUUAACAGGCCCUCCAGGUCCCCCAGGGCCUCCUGGACUUGAUGGACUGCCUGGCUACAAUGGAUCAGAUGGAGUCCCAGGCAUACCAGGACAAAAGGGAGAACCAGGACUAAAUGGAAAAAGAGGAAAAAUAGGUCUGCCAGGACCAAAAGGUGAUCAAGGACAGAAAGGAGAACCUGGAGAAAUGGGUUUACCUGGCAAGGAUGGUAUGCCAGGAGUAAAAGGUGCAAGAGGAGCCAAGGGGGAAAAGGGGGAUGCAAGCAAUGAUGUGAUAUUAGAAGGUGCAAAAGGUGAGCCUGGACCACCAGGGCCCCCUGGACCACCUGGACCCCCCGGGCCUCCAGGUAAACGUAAAGGUAAAGCUAAAGCAGAGCUUCAGGAGAACACAUGCAGCAGCACAUGCACAGGUGAGUGUGCUGUACCAAAUGAUGACACCCUGGCUGGAAAAGCUGAAGACAGAACCCCUGAUCAUGGACAUGUGCUUUUUUUUCUACUAGAAUGCGUCAUAACAUCUGUGGGAAGUCCUGUUCACUUUGUCAGCGUUCAGCAAACAUUUGGAACUUGGAUGCGGGAGCCUGCAAAUAUAAGUGAUGAAAGGAUUUGGCUUACCAUGCAUUUCUUAGGAAACUCUAUAAAAGAAUAUGAGAAUUCCAAUGCCUUGCUGAAUGACAGCUACAGGAUCAUUAACAUCACGGGAUUCUUUUAUGGAUGUGGUCAUGCAGUACAAAACAAUCAUCUGUACUAUCAGAAGGGAGGAACCAAUGUCAUUCUGAAAUUUGGGCUCGACAGAGCAUCGCUGGGCACUCUGCUCAUUGAGAAUGCCCUACACCACGGGCGCAACUACCUCUUCUCGAACUCCAAGACGUAUUUCAACAUAGCAGUGGAUGAGAAGGGGCUCUGGAUUAUCUAUGCCUCGAGCACUGAUGAAAACAUAAUGGUAGCACAUAUUGAUGAAGAAACGUUUUCAGUCAUUCAGCACAUCAACACCACGUAUCCAAAGUCCAAGGCUGGUAAUGCAUUCAUAGCAUGUGGCAUUAUUUAUGUUACUGACACUAAGGACAUGACAGUAAGUUUUGCUUUUGAUUUACUGCAAGGGAAGCAGGUUGAUGCAAGGUUUGAAUUACGGUCUUCACAGUCUGUUCUUGCUAUGCUUUCGUACAGCCUACGAGACAAGAAUUUGUACACGUGGGAGAACGGGAGCUUAAUGGUGUACCCUGUACAUUUUGGGAGAUGAAAAUAUUUUAACAUGCCAUGUAUGGGAGCCAUGCUUGUCUAAAUAAUCUAUUUAAAGCUCUGUGACAUACACAUGUGGGUCUCUUCACUUGGCAUCAUUUUCUGUUUACUGAUGGUGGUUUGUGAGUGUGUCUAAAAGUGAGAUCAGGUG